Exophiala viscosa is the source of this 1386-nucleotide messenger RNA. RefSeq names its product fungal-specific transcription factor domain-containing protein. Bases 1 to 1386 code for a protein of 461 amino acids. Gene Ontology annotation, biological process: positive regulation of transcription by RNA polymerase II. The record is from RefSeq and is a predicted model, not a curated record. Gene Ontology annotation, molecular function: transcription cis-regulatory region binding; DNA-binding transcription factor activity. Gene Ontology annotation, cellular component: nucleus. Lineage: Eukaryota; Fungi; Ascomycota; Eurotiomycetes; Chaetothyriales; Herpotrichiellaceae. The transcript has 3 exons.
AUGACGGACAUCCGAGGCAAGCAUCAAACUCAAAGAACAUCUCCCGCCAUUAUCUCGAAGCCACACUCUUCUCGUGGAAUCACUGAAGUCUCGCCGCUUCGACCCCUAUUGGACCCUCUGGUACAAGACCUCGAUCAUGCUACGAGGAAGUAUCUAUCAUAUUUUGCUAGUGAUGUCUGUAAAGAUCUUGUCCUCUACGAUACUCCCGAACACAACCCUCUCCGACAGCUGGUUCCCUUGACACAGCAGAAUUCAAUCCUCCUUCAGGUCGUCGUCGCCAACUCAGCAUUGCACAUGUCUAACGCAUGCCAGAAGUCUUUGGUCUUGGACGAGUGGGCUCUUCCACUUCGCCAUCGCACAAACCUCCUAAGCUGUUACAAUGAUGCUCUGAGAGCUAAGCAGCGGGCUCUUUCCUUGCUGAGAUCCACUCUCGCCAAUAUAACUUCGGCGGACAUCGAUGUAGCCCUGGCGGUAGUGCUGCUCUUCAUCGAAUUUGAGCUCAUUGACUCCGGGCGAGAUAAUUGGAGAUAUCACCUUGAUGGUGCAAGGACGAUUGUCGAGACAUGGUGUGGAACAAGCAUAUCGACGCAGGGGCUCAUGAGCCCGUUACGCAGCUGCUUGAUAUCCAAUUGCUUGGUCUUCGACAUUCUCGGCUCAGCGCUGGCAUGCUCGAGUGGCGGCUUGCCGGGCGAGGUGUUUUCAGAUGGCGCCGUAUCACUAUUACUAGAUGCAGAAGGCAACCACUGCUCUUCGUUUCCCACAUUCCUUCUUCAACUCAUCCGAGCUGGAGCUCAUCUAUCCCGACCCGACCACUCAUCUUCUCCUCUGGACUCCUCGAGCCACUCCAAUCGGCAACAACUUCUUCUCCUCCUGAGCACUGCUCAAUCCUUCAACCCAUUGGUCUGGGCCACAAGGCUUCAACCGCACUCUCCUGCCUCCGACCUUCUGCUCCGCACACACAUGGCUUCCGCGCACCGCGCAGCCGUGUGUAUCUAUCUCUCCCGCCUCUUGCUCUCCCUCUGCCCCGCCGAAAACCUCUCCCAUGACCUGGAAGUCCUGGUGGCAGAGACCAUAAUGCACCUCUCGGUCAUUCGCCCAAGUGAUGAGCUGUUCAAAGCAUCCCCAUGGCCUGCUUUCAUUGCAGGAGCAGAAACGAAUGAUUUCGCGAGGCAGGAGUGGGUGGCAAGAAGAUUCCACGAGUUGUGGGAGGUUGAGCCCUGGGGACUUGUUCGAGAGGCAUUAGGAGUAUUGCAGAGUAUUUGGUCGGGGAGAAGGAGCGGAGUGUUGGUCAAUAAUGAGGGAGGGGCUCUACUGGAGGAGAUUAAUGGGGACAAGGACUGGAUCGAGGAUCUGAAGGCUGCAGGCGUGAAUUGGCUUAUCGUGUGA